Molecule: messenger RNA, 855 nt
Organism: Coregonus clupeaformis (lake whitefish)
Lineage: Eukaryota; Metazoa; Chordata; Actinopteri; Salmoniformes; Salmonidae
Exons: 6
Coding region: 159-737 (192 amino acids)
Molecular function (GO): calcium ion binding
Source: RefSeq, a predicted model, not a curated record
UUCAAAAAUCUGAAAUUCCAAACUGACCUUUCAGACCGUUGCUAGUAAUUUGCUUGCUAGCUAACCAUCUAGCUAGUGAAAUUAUUUAAAUUUCACCUGGAGCCUGUCUAUCAAAUGAAGUGAAACAGAGGUGCAAACUAGCCAGGGUAGUUUGCAAGAUGGGGAUGUCAUUGUCAUAUCCACUGGUGAAAGAGCCAGAAAGUUAUGUUGAUCCUGAUUUCAAUGAAGACUCUGACGAGAUGAAUUUUGCAAUGGAAAUGCAUGAGAUUAAUCUGCGCUACACAUAUGACAUGAUCCAGCAGAGGAUCCGCUCUAUCAAAGAGACCGCCAAAUUUGACAAGUAUAGCUAUGACUGGAACACCAGUGUGUUGGAUCUGAAGAACAAGUUUCCCCACUGGACAGCUGAUGACCUGCUCAACAUGAGAUGGCAGUUUGAGAUUUUUGACACCAACAAAGACCGCCUGCUGGACUUCAGCGAGUUUUGCGCUUCUCUGAACAUGGUCAAUGAUGCAUCAACUAUGGAGGCCAGAAAAGAGAUGUUUAAUACGGCAGACAAGGACAACUACAAGUCCAUCAACUUUGAGGAGUACCUCCAGCUGAUGUAUGACCUUAAGCAGGGCACCCCGGUCCCCAAGCCUCUCGAGAGCGAGGACGACAAGGACACGGCCACCGGUGACAUCAUCUGUGAGGUGGCACGCAUGGACACCUUCCAGCAGAUGUGCUACGGCGUCUUCUAAACACAAAUACACGCACCUCAUAAUAUGAUGGAUUUGUUGUGCUUUAACUGAAUUGAGAAAAUUGUAUAAAUUGGCUUUAUAUAAUUCAAAAUGAUUAAAUAUACAGUAAUUUUCCCAA